AUGACGGACCUUCUUCUCGAUCCGGCUAUCCGAUCUUGGGUAUUUGUUCCAAUUGUGUUAACUACUUUCUUAAUUGGAAUUAUUCGCCAUUACGUUUAUUUACUCUUGCUGAACAAAAAGAAACAGGAUCUCAACAAUGUCAAAGACAGGUUGGUAGAUCGUCAUUCGUUUUAGUCCUUUAGCCAUUAUCUGGCCAAAGCCCGCCAACUGAGAGAGUUCGGUCGUCUGUUACCAUCCCAUUCCUAUCACAUGAGAGUAAAUUUCCUAUCCAAUGAAGAAACGGGUGUUUUACCAAAGAGAAUUGAGAAACAGACGGCUACUCCAAAUGCUUUGGAUCCCUCGAUGAUGAGUGAAAUGUUGAAGGGAAACAUGCUGAAUAUGAUCCCGAUGAUCUUUAUUGGAGGUUGGAUCAACUGGACCUUUUCAGGCUUCGUUACUACCAGGGUAUGGGAUUGGUUAUUCCGUUAAUUGUUUCAUUAUUUAGGUCCCAUUUCCCCUGACUUUGCGUUUUAAGCCAAUGUUGCAAAGGGGGGUCGAGUUGAGCUCUCUGGACGCCGCUUGGGUAUCUUCAGCGUCCUGGUAUUUCCUGAAUGUCUUCGGUCUUCGAUCUAUAUACAACUUGGUUCUCGGUGGCGAAAAUGUCGCGGAUUCUAUGAUGGAUGAACAAACUCAAGGAAACAUUCAAGCCCCUCCCGAUCCAAAACAAGCGUUCAAGGCCGAAUGGGAGGCUUUGCAGAUUUCAUCCAACUCUCAUUCAUUCCGUUUGUAA
Messenger RNA from Bursaphelenchus xylophilus (pine wood nematode), 769 nucleotides. Lineage: Eukaryota; Metazoa; Nematoda; Chromadorea; Rhabditida; Aphelenchoididae. The record is from the annotation of a GenBank genome assembly.